This is a messenger RNA of Sinocyclocheilus grahami, 1278 nucleotides long. RefSeq names its product coiled-coil domain-containing protein 15. The transcript is spliced from 7 exons. NCBI's taxonomy places the organism in Eukaryota, Metazoa, Chordata, Actinopteri, Cypriniformes, Cyprinidae. The coding region runs from base 228 to 1148 and encodes 306 amino acids. Gene Ontology annotation, cellular component: centrosome. The record is from RefSeq and is a predicted model, not a curated record.
CGUCAUUGACAACGGAGCUGACAGUUACAGCAAUGGAAAUAUCAACGCUAUUUGUGAGGACAGUAACAAUAUUAUGAACCGCUGUACUGAAGUUUUGUUUUUGCUCGAAGCGAAGGAUCGGUGUCUUGCUUGGUAAUAAGGUCUGAACUUCAGUGACUCCCAAAAAUGCCAUAAAUGAUAGUUAUACGUUAAGUUACCCAUUCAUAUCUACCAGGUUUUACGCGAAAAUGAAUCAAGCAAAAACAGCUAAAGAAAGGGUUUGCUCUUCGAUAACACAAAAGAAGCUCUUAAAAGAAUACAAAAGGGUAACCUCUGGAAGCAGGAGAAAGGCCAAAGAUGUGAGAGUGUUGGCAGAGAGGAACCCGGCUGUGGCGCCUGUGGGUGUUUGGGUGGAGAGCGCCGACGAGAGUCAGGAGCAUCCCGCAGUAAACAGCAAGGAUCCUACCGCGGUCAACACACAGAAACGUACUGAGGACAUCGUUAAAGUGUAUGAGCCAGAUCCCACUGUUUCCUUCACAACUGACUACAGAGCAUCCCAAGUGCUUUGGCCUCAUGAGAAUCAGGAGGAGCUGAAGAGGCAGAGACAGUCUCAGUUCCUCAUGUAUCGACGCCACUUCAUGGACAUUGAGCGAGAGCAAGUGAAGGAGCACCAAAGGCACAGGAAACAUCUGAAUAGAACUGCAAGGAUUAAGAAUGAAAAAGAACAACUCAGGAAAGCAGAGGAGAAGGAGAUGGAGAGGCAGCGACAGCAGGAGGAAGAAAGAAAAGACAUGGCUGAGAGGGAGUAUUUGAUUUUGGAGCGAUUGAGGCUUGAGGAGGAGGAGGCAGCAGAGAAGGUACAGAGACGAGAGAAAACAAAGAGGAACAAAGAAAGCAAACGGUACAUUGAGGCCAUGCAGGCUCUAAUGAAAGAGAAGCUGGAGAAGGAUAAAACAGAACUGCCUCCUCUGUGCUGCUGUGGAGACUCGUUCUGGGACAGUCAUCCGGAUACCUGCGCCAACAACUGCAUCUUCUACAAGAAUCCAAAAGCGUAUGCUCAGGCUCUGCAGUCUGUCUUGCUAAGUUGUGAUCUGAAGGAAGGAGGCGUUGGACAUUAUUCGUCCACCUGGAAGGCGUCCUCUAUGGAUGUCCAUUUUCAAAGGAAGUGAUUGUAUUCCAUCUUUAGAGUCGUUAUUGAACAUGUUUUAAGACUGGGCAGCCUGGAGUGUUAUGUUGUAUUAAUGUAAUGAUUUCAUGGUGUGAUAUGUUUUUAUUGUUCUCAUAGAUGUUUUUAAAAUA